Protopterus annectens (West African lungfish) is the source of this 2450-nucleotide messenger RNA. It is a transcript of the gene HSPB8, whose product is annotated as heat shock protein family B (small) member 8. The coding region runs from base 494 to 1120 and encodes 208 amino acids. Gene Ontology annotation, biological process: cellular response to unfolded protein. The transcript has 3 exons. The record is from RefSeq and is a predicted model, not a curated record. Gene Ontology annotation, cellular component: nucleus; cytoplasm; protein folding chaperone complex. Gene Ontology annotation, molecular function: protein homodimerization activity. Lineage: Eukaryota; Metazoa; Chordata; Ceratodontiformes; Protopteridae.
CCUUCAGUGCUUCGUUUUCUAUUAACUCCGCUGCUGACAGUAAAAAGAUUGCAACACUGUAAGAGAGCAGAAGGAAUAAAUAGCUGUGGACUGAAUGGAUGAAUUUCAGAAAACUUCUUCAGUGGGAUAGCAGAGAUAGCAAUACUUCUAAAGAAGAGGUUUUACCCAAGAUUCCUCUUGAUGUGUCUUACAUGAGGCAGUCUUAAGAGAAGAACAUUCAGCUUUCAAGUUAGGUCAGUGGCAGCGAAAUAAUAAGAAGCACCUGCAUUUUGAAAUAAGUCCUGAACACUUCUUGGCUGCUAUUUCUUCUUGGUAUAUUUUGUUUUUGCCACUUGUGACAACACAAGCUAUAUUUGCUCAGACUGCUUUCUAAAGAAAGUUGCUUCAUUUGUUGCUGAAGUUUAGAAGAAGCGAUUUGUACUUCAUUUCAUUUGUGCAUAACACUUUACAUUUUGUGUUUUGCUUUUGAAUUCUGUGCUGUGAGUGUCUGAGGAUGGCCGAUGGACAGAUUCCUUUUUCUUCCCACUACCCUUCCAACUCUGGCACUAGGCAAAGAGGAAGCAGGGAUCCCUUUCUUGAGCCACGUCUGUCAUCUCGCUUUCUGGAUGAUGAUUUUGGUAUAUCGCGAUUUUCUGAUGAGUUUUCCACUGACUGGCCAGAUUGGGCUCGGCCACGGUUAACUUCAACAUGGCCAAGACCUCUAAGGACAGGCCUAGGCAGAAUGUCUGGAGAGGAGGCAUCCCCUGCAGGAUACACUAUAAGAUAUACAGGCUUCCCAGAGCCCAGAAACCUGAAUACAUUGCCUCAGGAGCCCUGGAAAGUGUGUGUCAAUGUACAAAAUUUUACACCUGAGGAGCUGACAGUGAAGACAAAAGAUGGAUAUGUGGAAGUAUCAGGAAAACAUGAAGAGAAACAGCAGGAAGGUGGCAUGGUUUUAAAGAACUUCACCAAAAAGAUCCAGUUGCCAACAGAAGUGGAUCCAGUGACAGUGUUUGCCUCAUUGUCUCCUGAAGGGGUGCUGAUUAUUGAAGCCCCCCGAAUACCACCAUACUGCCUCUACAGUGACAAUAACUACAGCAGUGAAAUGGACCCUCACAGUGAGGAAGCAACUGUAUCUUAAGCAGUACUACUUAAUGUCCUCUGACACACACUCUUGCAAAAUGGCAUUUUGCUUCAGUUUUCCAUUUGAUUACGUCAGCUGAAGGCACUAUUUACCAAUUAAAUUUUAGUAUAAAUUGUACAUAGGGAGAUUGUAUUUUGCAUUUCAACACAAAACUACAGAUUUCAUCUGCUAAAAUUUGCCGGAAAAAAUCUAAGCAUAACCUUUCAGACUUAAUAUGCUUAACUGUUUAUUUAACUGUUACAUAUACUUAGUAUAUGAUAAAAAUGCUGGAACCAGAAGACCGGUGCCACAAGUAAAAAAAGAUUAUACUAGUGAAGUGAAUACGUUGGCUAGUAUGCUCUGAUAACUUCUGAACCAGUUAUGUCUCAGGCUGCUCAGAAUUCUCCAUAUUUCUUUGUCUCUCUAAACUUAGCUAAAAUAUGUUUAUAUACAUAUAUAUCCAUUAUAUGAGCUUGGUACACUAGCCUAGACAGUUCAUGUGGCAGCCUGUUUCAGAUGACUUUGGCCCAUCAGUCCUUAUAGCUAAGGGUCACAUUAUAAAUGAAAUAAAAUGUUUGCAGUGGGCAUCCUUAAUUCUGAAUCAAAGAGCUGUUGUUCAGUCUGAUAAGGGAAGAGUAAGGUUAUUUUAACUGUGUGUAAGUUGUUGAUCCCCUAUCACUGAGAGUUUAAAUCCAAGUCAAGCAAUUGUGCUCCUCAUAUAAAAAGAUAAAGAGAUUAUUCAAACAUGUGCUGGAACUGGAUAGUUAAGAUGUCUGGGCUGCAAAAGAUCAAGGCCUAGAAAUGAAGGCCAUAAUCUUCAAUUUGCAUACUGUGUGACACUUAACAAGUGGCUUAAAUUCCUUGUACUCACUGGUCACACCUAUACAGGGUAAUAAAGUGUUCUUUUGGGAGUUCAAUGGUUACCAUAAUUCAAAAAUAAAACAAUAAAAAAUCAAGGAGAUGUCAAGGCUUCUAAUUAUAUGUAUGCACAAAAACUGACCUUCCUAAUCUCUUCAGUCAGGAUAAACAUGUAUAAAAAAGGUACUAAAAUACAAUAAAAAGUUAGUUUUAGGACUGCUGUAUAUUAGUAACUAGAGUUACUAAAGUAUUACUUCUGCUACAAGGCACCAGUGUUGAUGUUACAGUAACAUACUGAAACUUGAUAUAUCUGUUUUUGUAUCAAUGCUUUCUUGUAAGCAUCCUUAUAAUUUACUGUAUUUAAUUCUUGAUUUUACAGUAUGUACAGCUUGUCUGUAAGUGGCAGAUAAGAUAUUACUAAAGUCUUGCACAAAAAAGAUAUAACCUACAGAAGUUUUGCAAAUGUGAGCAAGUGAUAUAUAUAUAUAUA